Molecule: messenger RNA, 1307 nt
Organism: Pseudovirgaria hyperparasitica
Lineage: Eukaryota; Fungi; Ascomycota; Dothideomycetes; Acrospermales; Acrospermaceae
Product: class I glutamine amidotransferase-like protein
Exons: 2
Coding region: 110-982 (290 amino acids)
Source: RefSeq, a predicted model, not a curated record
CUCAACUGCCCCUCUUCUCAUCCUCCAUCGCUCGAUUACCCAGCUUCCAGCUCACAGUCUUCAUUCGACUCUCAAAUCUUCUUUCAAUUCACCAUUGAAAACCGGCAAGAUGAGUGCAAUUGCUGAUAUCCCAGAGCGUACUGGACCUAUCCAGGUCUUGUUCACGCUCCACCCGGGCUUCGACUCUCUUGAUUACGUUGGGCCCAUGGAGGCUCUUCACUAUACCAAACACGAGGAUAAGUCCAUCGACUAUCCAGCCUUCCAAAUCAAGACUUGUGCCAAAGAGCCUGCCGUCCAGUCCGCCCAAGGCAUCACUAUCAAAGCCGACAUGGACUUUGAAGAUGCUGAGGCUGAUCUCGAAGAAUUUGACGUCCUCAUCGUUCCGGGUGGCAACUAUGCUGCCAUCAUUGAGAAAAACGACGACCCAAUUCCCCUCAUCAAAGCUUGGGCUGAGCUCCAACGCAAAGAUCCUUCUAAAGAACGUACUCUAUUCUCUGUUUGCACCGGCGCCUUGUUUCUCGCCAAAGCAGGUGUUCUCCAAGGUUUGGCUGCCACCACCCACCCCGAACACUACACACGCCUUGAGAUGAUCUGUCAGGAUGAGAGCCAGAAGGACCUGGGUGUACGCACCGAUGUUAUGGAAGAGAAGUAUGUCGUCAAUAACGCACGCUUCGAGCUUGGCGAGCGCUGGGACGAGAAUCCCUUCAUCAUGUCGCAACGCCCGGAUGCGCGUCGCAAGUCCAGCGCCCGUCGUGGCAGCGAGGCGUGGAAGCUAUCUAAGCGUCGCGAGUCGAUUGUCAAGCGUGCGAAAAUGCCUCUCGGUGGGCUGAGAGUCAUUACUAGUGGAGGUAUCACUACUGGUAUUGACGCUUCGCUAUACCUCAUUGCGGCAUUGGUGUCUGUAGACUCCGCAUCUGAGGUUGCUAAAUUCAUGCAAUACAACUGGAGCAAAGGCGUUACUGUAGAGGGUAUUGAUGUCUAGAACCUACAGAUGAAAUGGUCUGUGGACGUAUCUCAUGUACGAUGAGAUAAUAAGUGACUAGAAAAGUCCAUACGUGGUUGUAUGGUCUAUAGUCGGGAACACAAAAUGAGCUGGUGAAGCUCAAAAUGAACGUAAAGAAUAUAAGCUCAAAUGCACGGUGCAAGAGAUCGUACCGCGUAUUGUCUCUAGCUAAGAAUACUACCUAUACCGUUAACUCUCCCAGCGAACUGAAUGUGUCAUACAAAGAACUGGCGAAUUGCUACGUAUGUGUGUGUCUAUCGUACGGCGUCCUGGCAUAACAUCUCUAACUCCGAUGAACAAGCGG